Messenger RNA from Vicia villosa (hairy vetch), 1732 nucleotides. RefSeq lists its product as uncharacterized. The record is from RefSeq and is a predicted model, not a curated record. Bases 186 to 1304 code for a protein of 372 amino acids. NCBI's taxonomy places the organism in Eukaryota, Viridiplantae, Streptophyta, Magnoliopsida, Fabales, Fabaceae. The transcript has 6 exons.
AGCUUAUACAAUUUGGACUAAUCCCGAACGACAUAUCCACCGUGCGUUUCACAUUCAUAUCACCCACACGCUCACAAUUCAUUAUUGUGGCCGCAACUACAAAACACACUGAAAACAGAAAAAAAAUUAAAAAAAGAGAGUGGUGUGGGUUUUGCGGUUGGUUCAUCGUCGACUCUCACCUCGACAUGGCAACCCUUCCCUCCACCAUCCUCUCCAUCUCCUCCUCUCUCCCUAUCCACCGCCUCCGUCGUUCCAUCCCACUCUCUUUCCCCUCUCUCCGUUUCUCCACAAAACCUCGUUCCCCCUUUCUCGUUCUCGCUUCUUCAUCACACGACGACUUCACCUCCAAGAAAUCAGCUCUUUCUGAAUUGAUACACGAAAUUGAACCUCUUGAUGUGAGUUUUAUUCAGAAAGAUGUGCCGCUAACGACGGCUGAUGCUAUGAAAAGGACUAUUUCUGGUAUGCUGGGUUUGCUUCCGUCUGAUCAGUUUAAUGUAGUUGUUGAGGCCUUGUGGGAGCCGCUUUCCAAGUUGUUGAUUUCUUCUAUGAUGACUGGGUAUACACUGCGUAAUGCUGAAUAUAGGCUUUGUCUGGAGAAAACUCUUGACACGUGCGAAAGAGAUCUUGAGAAGCCAAAGACAGAAAGUACAAAGUUCGACUUACAAGACUUCCUACGUGACAGUGUAAAUAUUGACUUUGGUAGAAAGAAUAAUUUGUCUUCCAAAGUUGAAAAGUCUCACGAGGAUGUCGAUAUUGAAGACCUUGGCAAAUUAUCCGCCGAAGCUCAAGAAUUUAUUUCCAGUUUGCAAUCUCGUUUGUCCUCUAUGAAAAAGGAGCUACGUGAAGUGAAGAGGAAAAGUGCUGCUCUUCAAAUGCAACAGUUUGUUGGAGAAGAAAAGAAUGAUUUAUUGGAUUACUUGAGAUCGCUUCAACCUGAACAGGUAGCGCAGCUGUCAGAAUUUACAUCCCCUGAGCUUAGGGACAUCAUCCUCUCUGUUGUGCACGGUCUUUUGGCUACCCUUUCUCCUAAGAUGCAUUCUAAACCUUCAGCUACGUCAGAGAAUGCAACAGUUGGAACAGCAAAUGAAGGGAGUGAGGAUUGUGCCGAGGUUGUUGAGAAUUCUUCACUUCAAUUUCAGCCAUUUAUUUCAUUAACUCGGGACUAUCUUGCCCGCCUGCUCUUUUGGUGCAUGCUGUUGGGACACUAUCUUAGAGGUCUCGAGUACCGAAUGGACUUGACAGAACUGCUAUCCUUGACAAAUGAUGGUGAGAACGAUGUUUCUGGGAAUGAACAAAUUGUUUGAACGCUGUUCAAAUUUUGGGGUACAAUCUGUUUAUAGAGGUGUGGUUUCAACACAAACAUAUUAUGAUCCACAUCAAGUGCUAGUCACUUCUGCUGAGGGUUAUCAUUGCUUACAGAAGAACAAAUCUUGCUUUCUUGAAUCGGUAACAAUUCUCAGUCUCUUCUAAUGUCAGACCAUCAGAAGAAUUGAAGGUGGUUGGCAUUUUUGUUGAUGGUUGAUUGCUUAUUUUAUAGUCUACACAGAGAAUAUGAAAAUGUGACGCACUAUGCAGCUUGAGAUGCAAAAUGAAGUUGGUUAUUUAUCUGUUUAUAUUUGAAUAAAACAGUUUACUUAGAUGUAUCAUUGUGUCCAUACUACUAUGAGCGAGAUGUUAAGUUUUCUGUAAAUUAUUACUAUUUUGUUAAGUUAGAUGACCUUAUUGUGAAGAA